Poecilia latipinna (sailfin molly) is the source of this 1489-nucleotide messenger RNA. RefSeq names its product protein tyrosine phosphatase type IVA 2-like. The transcript is spliced from 8 exons. Lineage: Eukaryota; Metazoa; Chordata; Actinopteri; Cyprinodontiformes; Poeciliidae. The record is from RefSeq and is a predicted model, not a curated record. Gene Ontology annotation, biological process: protein dephosphorylation. Bases 587 to 1093 code for a protein of 168 amino acids.
GCGGAAGUCGUAUUCCUCCUACCUUAUGUCCCUGUCCAACAUGUCUCCCUCGCAGAGGAGUCUGUGUCAGUAGUGUGGGUUUUUUCUCCGUGGAUCCUCCGCCGUGUGUCAGCACUGGGCCAGCAGGUCGAGUUAGCCAGAACCCAGAACCGCAGCAGCAUCAUCAAUGGUGUGUUUACAUCCGAGAGUCGUCACGUUCUGCUGUGUCCGCUCAAUGACCUCUGACCUCCUCAGCUGGCAUCACGGCUGCACCUGCAUGGCGUUUGCGAAGCUGGGAGGAGCGUUCUGCCAAGCUCAGCACCUGCUGCUCAUCGUGGACAAGUGAAGAGGAGGACGCGCCGUCUCUCCCAGGUCCAACCCGCCGUCCUGUCGAAGACAUAUGAAGACGAGCCAAUUGUCAGCCUGUGCCGUGUUCUGGAGGCGGAGCUUCUGCUGCCAGCCAAUCCUCGCCGCUCCUUCUUCUCUCUAGAGGAAGAGGCCGAUCCAACGGCCAGUCUCUGUUGCCAACUGCUGUCUGUCCCGCUGGUUCUAAUCCAGUUGCUGGUUUUGAUCCGCUGCUAGCAGCUAGUCGGUCCAGACGGUGAAGAUGAACCGCCCAGCGCCAGUGGAGAUCUCCUUCGACUGUCUGCGUUUCCUCAUCACGCACAACCCCACCGAUGCUCAGUUGGGGAAGUUCAUCGAGGAGCUGAAGGCGUACGGCGUCACCACCCUGGUGCGGGUUUGCUCUGCCACGUAUGACCAGGCGCCGCUAGGCCAGGAGGGCAUCCAGGUUCUGGAUUGGCCGUUCAAUGAUGGCUCCGCCCCCCCGGAGCAAGUGGUCGAUGAUUGGCUGAACCUGCUGCAGGUGAAGUUCAGGGAGGAGCCGGGCGGCUGCGUGGCGGUGCACUGCGUGGCCGGACUGGGCCGCGCUCCGGUUCUGGUGGCUCUGGCGCUGAUCGAGUGUGGGAUGGAGUACGAAGACGCGGUCCACCUCAUCAGACAGAAGCGGCGCGGCGCGCUGAACGCCAAGCAGCUGCACUUCCUGGAGAACUACCGACCCAAACUCUGCCUGCGCUCCAAGGACGCCAAUGGCCAGAGCUGCUGUCUGCAGUAGGCCCAACGGAACCGGGUCGGCAGAACCCUCUUCAUGGAAACCAGUUUUGAUUCAUUCCUCAUGCAAUUCAGACCCGGUUCUGAUCCGUUGGUUCUCACAGGUCUCAACCAGCCUCUGUCUGCUCCUAUAGCUCCCCUGCUGCUCAGUUUGACCUUUGACCCCUCCUCAUUCCUCUGGUUCUGAUCCAGAAAAACCCAAAAAUGUUGAAUAAAGUUGUUUAUGCUGAAACUUUUCUAGCAAUCUGUCCAGAACCUCCAGUACCCGCCCACAGGUCAGCACAGCCAAUCAGCUGAUACCGCAUUGGUUGCUAUUGGAUUGCCUUUUCCAUGGAAAGUUCUUUCACUUCCUGUGAAAUAAUUUAACAUUGACCUUCAAAAUAAAGUUACAAACUAAAUA